CUUUCGUAUAAACUGCUACUGCUACUGCCAAACAUAUCUAAAACCUGAAAAAUGAAGUUUGGGAAAGUGUUCACAGCGCAAGCGGUGCCUGAAUGGCAAGAAGCAUACAUGGACUACGAUUUUCUCAAGAACCUUUUGAAAGAGAUACAAAGUUUCCGAAUACGAACCAACCCACCUGCAACCAACUCAGGAGGCCUAAAAAGAAAGCUCACACUAUAUAGAGCUUUUAGUGGCCUGACACGAAGGAAUAGUGCUAACUACACCCCUAUGAGCCCUUCUUCUCCUGAUCUUGAACUACAACCUAUUUUGGUGAAUUCUGUAAACCUCGCUGGCUCUCAAAGCUAUCAGACUACAUUUCUUAUGCCUACUGUCCAAGGAGGAGAAUACGAGCUUGUGUUUUUCAGAAGGCUUGAUGACGAGUUCAAUAAAGUGGACAAGUUUUACAGGUCUAAAGUGGAGGAGGUAUUGAAAGAGGCUCAGAUGUUGAAUAAGCAAAUGGAUGCUUUGAUUGCUUUCAGGAUAAAAGUGGAGAAUCCCGCUGGGUGGUCUGAUAGAGUGGCAGAUAUGACUCGUCUUGCUUCAGACGUUGCAGCUUCUACUGCUGCAUUGGCAGCUUCUUCUCCAUCUGGAGCUAGAGAACGCAGAAGAGGACUUCAUUUAAUGGAUGCGAUUGAGGAAGGGCAAAGCUUGCAUGAGCUGUCAGAUGAAUCAGUCCAUGAUAAAGUGGAGAAGGAAAGCGAUAAUAUUGACCAAAAGGAAGAAGAAGAAGAAGAAGAGAAGCCGAAGAGCAUGGUCAGAACCUUUAGGCCAGCUCCAUUAGAAAUACUAAAUCGUGCGAAGAUUAACAACACAGUGGCGACACCUUGCUCGACCAUCAAAAGCUUUCUUAAAGUUCCCCAACAAACAGAACUUAAAUUUACAAGGGAAAAUCUUAGAAAAGUUGAAGAACAACUCAAGGGUGCUUUUUUUGAAUUUUACCAAAAGCUUCGCCUUCUUAAGAGUUACAGCUUCUUGAAUACAUUGGCGUUUUCAAAAAUUAUGAAGAAGUAUGAUAAGAUUACCACAAGGGAUGCAUUACAAGUUUACAUGAAAAUGGUGGAUAACUCCUUCCUUGGAAGCUCUGAUGAAGUUACCAAGCUUAUGGAAAGGGUUGAGGCAACAUUCGUUAAGCAUUUCUCGAACUCAAAUCGGAGUAAAGGCAUGCGCGUCUUAAGGCCAAAAGCCAACAAAGAGAGACAUAGAAUAACAUUUUACAUGGGUUUCUUUUCUGGCUGCACAGUAGCCCUGCUAAUUGCCCUUGUUUUAAUCGUAAAAGCCCGCAAACUCAUGAACAACCCAGGAAGGAUCACAUACAUGCAAACAAUGUUUCCUCUUUACAGUUUGUUUGGCUUAAUUGUUCUACACGUGCUCAUCUAUGCUGCUAAUAUAUACUUCUGGCGGCGGUACCGAGUGAAUUACUCCUUCAUUUUUGGUUUCAAACGAGAAACCGAACUGGGCUACAGACAAGUUCUUCUUCUCGGUUUUGGUAUUGCAGUACUAGCUUUAUGCAGUGUGCACUUAAACCUCGACAUGGAGAUGGACCCUAAAACGAAAGAUUACGAAGCGCUUACAGAACUUCUCCCUCUGAAUGUGUUGAUAUUCCUCCUCAUCAUGUUGCUCUGGCCCUUCAACCUUUUUUAUCGCUCAUCUCGCUUCUUCCUCCUCACGUGUAUCUUUCACUGUAUUGCUGCUCCUCUCUACAAGGUAACACUCCCGGAUUUCUUCUUGGCAGACCAACUAACUAGCCAGGUGCAAUCCCUCAGAAGCCUGGAGUUCUACAUUUGCUAUUACACUUGGGGGGACUAUAAACAAAGACGGAACAAUUGCAAAGAAAGUCCUGUUUUCAUAACUUUCUCAUUCAUUGUUGCUGUGAUUCCAUACUGGUCUCGCCUUCUUCAGUGCCUUCGGCGCUUGUUUGAAGAGAAAGAUCCGAUGCAAGGAUACAACGGAUUGAAGUAUUUUUUGGCAAUAGUAGCUGUUUGUUUGAGGACAGCUUACAGCAUUAACAAAGGGAAUGGUUGGAGAGCAAUAGCAUGGGUUUUCUCAUCCAUUGCAGCAAUCUUUGGCACAUAUUGGGAUCUUGUUUUUGACUGGGGGCUUCUUCAGCGCCAUUCUAAGAAUAGAUGGCUGAGAGACAAGCUCCUUGUCCCUCACAGAUCAGUAUAUUUUGGAGCCAUGGUCUUGAAUAUAUUGCUGAGAUUUGCUUGGCUGCAAACAGUAUUGAACUUCAGGGUUACUUCCUUGCACAAAGAAACAAUGGUUACCCUUGUGGCCAGCCUCGAGAUCAUUCGCCGUGGCAUGUGGAAUUUCUUUAGGUUGGAAAAUGAACAUGUGAACAACGUUGGAAAAUAUCGAGCAUUCAAGUCUGUGCCUUUACCUUUCAACAACGUGGAAGAUGAUGACCACGAUGACUAAGCUUUGCCACAACAUUUAACAAAGCUGGAGGCAAUAAAGAAAUGAGAGCCAUUGCACAUGUUUUGACAAUGGAAAAGGCAAGAUUUUUAGACAAAACAAAA
This is a messenger RNA of Populus euphratica (Euphrates poplar), 2555 nucleotides long. Its product is annotated as phosphate transporter PHO1 homolog 3-like. The record is from RefSeq and is a predicted model, not a curated record. Gene Ontology annotation, molecular function: inositol hexakisphosphate binding; phosphate transmembrane transporter activity. Gene Ontology annotation, biological process: phosphate ion transport; cellular response to phosphate starvation. Bases 52 to 2454 code for a protein of 800 amino acids. Lineage: Eukaryota; Viridiplantae; Streptophyta; Magnoliopsida; Malpighiales; Salicaceae. The transcript is spliced from 12 exons. Gene Ontology annotation, cellular component: trans-Golgi network; plasma membrane; cytoplasm.